Tachysurus vachellii is the source of this 1803-nucleotide messenger RNA. Its product is annotated as leukotriene B4 receptor 1-like. NCBI's taxonomy places the organism in Eukaryota, Metazoa, Chordata, Actinopteri, Siluriformes, Bagridae. The transcript has a single exon. The record is from RefSeq and is a predicted model, not a curated record. Gene Ontology annotation, biological process: G protein-coupled receptor signaling pathway. The coding region runs from base 45 to 1067 and encodes 340 amino acids. Gene Ontology annotation, molecular function: G protein-coupled receptor activity. Gene Ontology annotation, cellular component: membrane.
CUGAAGUACGCCAGAGGUUCAAGAGUUACUGGCCAGAUGCAAACAUGAACAACUCGUCUUACUUGAGCUCUAACAGCACAGUCUUGGGAGACGAAGAGGCCACCGUGGGGAGAGCUGUGGUGUGCAUCAUCCUGUCUGUGUGCUUUGUGGUGGGAACUCCAGGGAACCUGCUGGUCGUGUGGACCAUCAUGAGGCACGUAAGGCACCGCUCUCAUACCCUGCUGCUCAUCAUGCACCUGGCUGUUGCUGAUUUGCUGGUACUUGUGACUCUGCCUUUGUGGAUCUACUCGCUGUCUUGGUCCUGGGUUUUUGGUGAGGUUGCGUGCAAGGCCAUGGCGUAUGUCAUCUAUACCUGCAUGUAUGCUAGCGUUUUUCUGAUCACUAUUAUGAGUGUGGAGCGCUAUUUGGCUGUCAGGUACCCCUUUAAGAUGAUGCACUGGAAAAACAGCGAUGCUAUGAGGUUAAUUUUGGUUGGGGAUUGGACCCUAGCACUCCUUCUAGGACUGCCAGCUAUUUUUACCCAGUCUCUUGAGAGUAUAGACGGUGUUCAGCACUGCUUAUUCUCAGAGUUUGGUUCAGUGACUCUGGAGGUCUUUUGUACAUGUUUGGAGACAUUGAUCGGCUUUGUCAUCCCAUUUCUCACCCUGGCGGUGUGCUACGUCAAGGUGGCUUCUCAACUUCGCCAGAUGCAAAGAGUAAAUAAACAGAAAUCUGCCUUUCUCAUCAGUGCGGUGGUGGUGGCCUUUGCUGUGUGCUGGCUGCCCCAUCAUAUUAUGAAUGUCAUUAAUUUAGCACAACUGCUUGGAACAUACUCAGGAACACUGGAAGAAGUUUCAGAAGCAGUAGGGUUCAUCUCUGGAGCGCUGGCAUUCAUUAGCAGUUCAGUGAAUCCAAUGCUUUAUGCCUUUGCUGCCAGAAACUUCCAGGGUAGUCUGAGGAACUCAGGACUGGCCAGACUUUUUCAGGAAAUUGCUUCACAUGCUGUUCAAUCAAAAGGGGCUGAGCUCCAAACGGUUGACUCUUUGGAACAGGACACACUUAAAAAAGAAUCUGAGGCAGAUGCCUAAGGUGUGCUGGAUGAAUUCUGACUUGAACAGUGUUUCAAGACUUGGAUUGCAUCACAUACUGAGAACUGUCACAAUAAUUCAAUACAUGGAAUGCUGUUAUUUAAUUCUUUUUAAUUCUUUUAAGUUUGUCUUUAUUAACAUUUUUUUUCACACCUGAAUUCAAUAGAAAAUUGUGACUCAGCACUCUGAGCCAACUAAAGGAAGUUCUCAUGAGAACUGCAUGUAGUAAACAUCAUGUGUCCAGACUAGACACAAAUUGUGGUUAGGGAGAUUUUACAGUAGUUCUGCCUGGACCUUCUCACGCCUUACAAGUAAACAAAUAAAAAUAUCAAGCAUAAAAUUCAUUUGUAUGUAAUUUUCUCAUGCAUUUGAACACAUAUUUUCAUCUACUUGAGACCUAAACUAUAACGUUAUGUUCGUUGUCAUCUCUCCACACUAUUCUUUAUGUUCUUUAUGUCAGUAGCUUAAUUUAAAUUUUAAGCCCUUAGCUCUGUGUUGUCUAACAUUCUUUUCAUUUCACUAUAUACUACCUCAGCUAUACAUAGUGGAAAUGACAAUAAUAGCCUCUUUACUUGUUUAUAAUAACUUGAUAAUUAUGCAAAUUCACAGAGGAAGAAGGGCAAAUAAAGAAAUACCAAACUGUGCUCAUAUGAGUUAGGGGAAAAAUCUGAUGUCCUCAUAUGACACAAAAGAUGAAUGUGAAAGUGGACAUUAAAGUGUGUUUCAGUUUGUUGUA